Molecule: messenger RNA, 1859 nt
Organism: Priapulus caudatus
Lineage: Eukaryota; Metazoa; Priapulida; Priapulimorpha; Priapulimorphida; Priapulidae
Product: ubiquitin-like modifier-activating enzyme ATG7
Exons: 16
Coding region: 153-1859 (568 amino acids)
Biological process (GO): piecemeal microautophagy of the nucleus; protein modification by small protein conjugation; autophagy of mitochondrion
Cellular component (GO): phagophore assembly site; cytoplasm
Molecular function (GO): Atg12 activating enzyme activity; Atg8 activating enzyme activity
Source: RefSeq, a predicted model, not a curated record
GGACGUGCGUGUUGACAUAUAUUUGUGUGCAGUCUAUAUCUUAUCCUCUCUUUAGUAAAUAUAUGGCUAUAUUCCAUCUAUACCGCGAGUUCAGCCUAUCCAUCCUGAUCUAGUCUACUAGCUGCUCCUAUUAAGUUCCUCACAUAGCAUUCAUGGCUGUAUCAGAGGAGGGAGCCUUGCUGCAGUUUGUGCCAUUCUCGUCUGCCCUUGAUGGCAGCUUCUGGCAUGCCCUCACCAAGAAUAAACUCGAGGUAUACAGGCUAGAUGAGGCACCGAGGUCUGUACACGGAUUCUACAGCAAUGGUUAUGCGGAGGGUUUGCCAAGUUCCAUGAACCUAGAUAUGACUGCAUUUGAUGAUGAUGCUGUCAUCCCUGCUCUGUGCUUUCCAUCUCGCGGAACGCUCAUCCCGUUCAACACCCUUGAUGCAUUUAAAACCAGUGAUAAGAAGCAGCUGCUGCAGCAGGAAGCAAAGAAGAUGUGGAACGAUAUUCAGUCCGGUGCAGCAUUGAGACAACCUGAUCUCCUAUCAAGGUUUCUUCUACUCUGCUUUGCUGAUUUGAAGAAGUAUCAUUACUACUACUGGUUUGCCUUUCCUGCAUUGUCGUUGCCAGAAAAGUGCAAUGUUCUGGAGACUAAAACCCUGAAGCAGUAUUACGGCUCCGAGAAGAUUUUACAAUUGCAACAGGCUCAUGACACGUUCUGUAAGGAUAAAGUCCCUCCUGCCUUUGUGAUCCUGGAGAAAUCCUCCACCAUUUCAUUCCACGCACUCAGUGAGUUUGAGAAGCUGCAAAAUGAUCAAGAGGCCAGUGUGAUGCUUGGAUUCAGCGAUCCAUCUACGAUGGAAGCGUACGCAGGCUGGCCCCUACGUAACCUACUAGCUCUUGUCACCGUGAUAUGGGCAGGACUGAGCGAGUUGACAGUGCUAUGCUAUAGAAACCGAGUGAAAGAUGGAAGGAGGGAAUGUUCUCACAGCUUGGUUCUGCGCGUGAGAUUGUCCCAGUCUGACCCUCCCACGGUGUUUCAUGUGACUACAGCUUGUCCCAGAGCCGUCGGAUGGGAGAAGAAUGAAGCGCAGAGGCUUGUGCCCAGAAUGGUCGACCUCAGCUCAUCUAUGGAUCCUAGCAGGCUAGCUGAGUCGGCCAUCGAUCUCAACCUGAAGCUGAUGCGAUGGCGUCUGUUGCCCUCUCUCGAUCUGGAGCAGAUAUCGAACACGAGGUGUCUGCUGCUCGGUGCCGGCACCCUGGGAUGCAACGUCGCUCGCAGCCUCCUGAAUUCGGAGGGGAUCUCUAUGACAAUACCUAUGCCCGGCCACCCCGUGUCUGGUGAUGCGGAGGGACAGGUGAGGGAAGACGUGCGACGACUGGAGGAGCUGGUAGAGCGUCACGACGUCGUCUUCUUGCUGCUGGACACGAGGGAGGGCCGCUGGUUGCCUACACUCCUCGCUGCGAGCAUGCACAAGAUCGUCAUCAACGCGGCCCUGGGUUUCGACACGUUCAUGGUCAUGCGUCACGGCCUCAAGUCGGACCCGUCCUCCCCGGUUGCCAUGGAAACGGAGCCGAUGAUGAGGAUGGGAGAGGGCAUCCACGGCAGCCGGCUCGGAUGCUACUUCUGCAACGAUGUGGUCGCCCCGGGAGACUCUACGAGGGACCGCACGCUGGACCAGCAGUGCACCGUGUCGCGGCCAGGAAUGUCCAUGCUCGUGAGCGCCCUCGCUGUCGAGCUUCUCAUCUCCCUGCUGCAGCAUCCCGACAGUCUGUACUUUGAUUCCAGUCUUUCGCAAGCCUGGGUGAAAAUCAAAUUGUCGCUCACACAUGAUGCUCGCUUUGAUGAUGAACUUGAGGGCUGUCAGGGAUCCUAG